AUGGCCCUGAGGACCUGGUGGUUUGAUCAACGCCUGCUGACUCUGCUGGAAAGUGUCAGCUGGUAUGAGGUGGACAGAUCGGAUGUCCUGGCCGCCAAACGACAUGCUUUGAAGAAGAAUGGGGCCGGACUGGAGCCAGGCCACACGCGGAAGGCCUACCCACUCCUGACAGGCAGUUGGAAGGGCGUGGAAGCUGACCUGGAGGAACCUGGGUGGUGGGAGUCGCUAUUGGCUUCUGGCUUUGACCCGGGGAGCCCGGUCGUCUGGCUUGCCGAGGGACUUCUCAUGUAUCUGGAGGGCAAGAGCGUCGCCAGCCUCUUGUCGACCAUUUCAAGGCUGUCCAGCCAGAACUCCGCCCUGCUGACAAUGAGCCUCACAGAGAGCAUGCUGAACAGGCUCAGCGGGGUGCGCUCGCCCCGGGCCGAGUUGAUUGCCACUUGGAAGUUUGGCUGCCCCACCGACCCCACAGAUUACUUUGCGGCCUUGGGCUGGGAGGUGGAGAGCAUCAGCACGCGGGCCGACAUGGCGACAGCCCUGAAACUGGAUCCCGAGAUAUGCCAGAAGAGCCCAUCUGCUUCGCCUGGAGGUGGCACAUUGUUUAUUGUUGCAGCCCCUCUGGCCCCCUCUACCGAAGCGAUCUGA
Molecule: messenger RNA, 642 nt
Organism: Auxenochlorella protothecoides
Lineage: Eukaryota; Viridiplantae; Chlorophyta; Trebouxiophyceae; Chlorellales; Chlorellaceae
Product: Putative S-adenosyl-L-methionine-dependent methyltransferase
Exons: 5
Coding region: 1-642 (213 amino acids)
Biological process (GO): methylation
Molecular function (GO): methyltransferase activity
Source: RefSeq, a predicted model, not a curated record